Molecule: messenger RNA, 2348 nt
Organism: Boleophthalmus pectinirostris (great blue-spotted mudskipper)
Lineage: Eukaryota; Metazoa; Chordata; Actinopteri; Gobiiformes; Gobiidae
Gene: angptl2b
Product: angiopoietin-like 2b
Exons: 5
Coding region: 341-1876 (511 amino acids)
Source: RefSeq, a predicted model, not a curated record
ACAAGCUGCCUGGGAACACCUCCAUCUAUCAGGACUAAACCAAAAGGGAUCUACAUGACCUGAGGAGCCUUAGGAAACUACACUCUCAAUGAAGAAUUUCUUACACUGGGCUCCACUGGGCUAAUAACAGUGUCUCUCACACUCACCUGAAUACAGAGCUCACUACUGGAGCUGGAAUGGACUGAGGUGACACAGAGACUAGAGAGGACAGCCUUUAUUGUUGGGAUGACUUUUUACCAAGACAGACUUCAACUGGCUCGUGCUCAAGGGCACGGCGGCAACUAAAAAUACUCCUCAGAGUUCUAAAGUUAUCUUGUGUUGGUGCACAGGACACACCCACAUGGAGUCCCGUUCACCGGUGCUGCUGGGGCUCCUUCUUGCAUGUGCUUUGGUCUUUGGAGCUCAGACUCAGAAUGGUCCUUCAGAAAGAGGCCAUGACAAGUCCGGCACACAAGAAUUUGACAGCAGCGAUGCUGGUUUAGAAAGAGAGUUUCUCUACACAGGGAGGAGUAAGCGUGCCCCAGCUGAAAUACCCCAGGACAAGUGCUCCUACACCUUUAUAGUGCCCCAACAGAAAGUUACAGGUGCCAUAUGUGUGAAUUCAAAGGAGCCAGAGACUUCGCUGGAGAGCCGGGUCAACAAACAGGAGCUGGAGCUGCUCAAUGUGGAGCUGCAAAAACAGAAGCGUCAGAUUGAGACACUGCAGCAGCUGGUGGAGGUGGACGGGGGCAUUGUGACAGAGGUCAAACUGCUGAGGAAAGAGAGUCGCAACAUGAACUCCCGUGUCACACAGCUGUACAUGCAGCUGCUGCACGAGAUCAUCCGCAAGAGAGACAACGCUCUGGAGCUGGCCCAGAUGGAGAACAAGAUCCUGAACCAGACCUCUGAGAUGCAGAUGCUCACCAGCCGCUACAAAGACCUGGAACAUAAAUACCUGCACUUAGCCUCAUUGGCCACAAACCAGUCGGCUCUUAUCGCUCUGCUAGAGGAGCAGUGUCAAACACGCCCACCCCCACGACAGGUCCCUCAGCCCCGCCCACAACCACGCCCACAGCCCCCACCAGUGUCACCUCCACUGAACAAGUCCCCAGUGCCACCACGCAUCAACAACCAGAUCACCAAUGAGAUCCAGAGUGACCAAAAGUCCCUGUCUCCUCUGCCCACAAUGCCUACAGGAACACAAGGCCCCACAACAACCAACAAGCCUUCAGGACCCUUUAAAGACUGCCUGGAGGCGCUGGAGGAUGGCCAAACCAACAGUGGCAUGUAUUUGGUGAAGCCCGAGGGCAGUAACAAGCUGAUGCAGGUGUGGUGUGACCAGCGCCAUGACCCCGGCGGCUGGACUGUCAUUCAAAGGCGCUCAGAUGGUUCUGUCAACUUCUUCAGGAACUGGGAAACAUACAAGCAAGGCUUUGGCAAUAUAGACAGUGAGUACUGGCUCGGUCUGGAGAACAUCUACUGGCUGACGAACCAGGGCAACUACAAGCUCCUGGUGACUCUGGAGGACUGGUCUGGAAGGAAGGUGUUUGCUGAGUACGCCAGCUUCAGGGUGGAAAAUGAGGCUGACUUCUACAAGCUCCGCAUAGGCCGUUACCAUGGAAAUGCAGGGGACUCUCUAACCUGGCACAAUGGCAAGCAGUUCACCACGCUAGACAGAGACCAUGACACAUACACAGGAAACUGUGCACAUUACCAGAAGGGAGGCUGGUGGUAUAACUCUUGUGCCCAUUCAAAUCUCAAUGGAGUGUGGUACAGAGGAGGACACUACCGCAGCCGCUACCAGGACGGAGUCUAUUGGGCUGAAUUCAGGGGUGGAGCCUAUUCACUGAAGAAAGUAACGAUGAUGGUCCGGCCAAACCCCAACACCUUCCAUUAGAGCUGCCAAAGACUCUUCUACGGCCAGGCUUCAGUAGCUCAUAAAACUAUUUUUAAAAGUGCAAUAUUAAAACAACCCUCCACAAUAUUAUGUCUCAAUUUACUGUAUUUUUAUUUUAAUUUAGCAUUCAUUAAAGUGGUAUUCAGGUCAACUUAAAGACUGAGAAUAUUUUUAAAUCCAAUAGAUAAGACACAGGAGACAUAUCCAGUGAUUUCUUUACAGCUUAAAUAUGUCAAAUGCAAGAACAAUUUGGUUGCCACAAAGACUAAUGAUUUUCCCACAAACUAUGCCAUAUACAAUUUAUCAAAAUGUCUUAAACAAAGGUGGUACUCUUGCCAAAGACAUGGUUAGUAUUUUUGAAAGUCAUUUGCUUGUGUAUAUCAAGCACUGUAUUUACUGUAUAAAUUUAGUUUUUGCGUUUGUACAUAGGACUUUGUAUUAUAAUGUAAUAAACAUGUUAUAAUAAAAACAA